CCAGGUUUCAGACAAUCGUUGAAUGCAGCAUAUAUAGACGGACAUAGAUUCACCUAUCUCGGGCCUUGCAUGUUUGUGAACCACACUACCUGAUUCCUUCAGACCAAGAUGUCAGCUUCAAUCGCCCCCGAGUGCAACGAUAUCAAAGAAAAGUAUGACACAUGUUUCUUGAAAUGGUACAGUGAGAAAUACCUCCGUGGCAACACCACCUCCAAUGAAUGCGAGGAGCUCUUCACCAAGUACAAGGCUUGCCUAAAUCUCGCUCUGAAAGAAAAAGGCAUCGACAACAUGCUCGACGAUGCACGAAAGAGUAUGAAGGACAGCGAGGCCGGGAAGAGCUGAUGCUGCCAUCUUCACUUCUAUUCUUUCCUGCAUCGCUUCUCUUCUCACUCACAAAUACAUUAUCUCAGGAGAUGAGGAUAUGGCCAUCUCCACUCCGACUAAGCGGUUUCAAAAAGGCCCCAAUCCCGCCCUCAAGCAGCUAUCUCAUCUCUAUGUUGUGGGAUAAUUCUGUCUCAUCAGCUUCUGCAAAUCCGAGCAAGAACGACUCAUAUGAUUGUACUAUAUGUUGUUUUGGCGUUGUGGCUGCAUCUUUCUAGAUACUCCUGCUUUCACGACAGGAUUAUGGCAUUGAGCAAAUGUGGCUCGUUUGUGGCAUAGAACACGAGCUAUGUAUCUAGUCUGUACUAUAUCUGAUGUAACAUUCGAU
This is a messenger RNA of Aspergillus sclerotioniger CBS 115572, 709 nucleotides long. Its product is annotated as TRIAP1/MDM35 family protein. NCBI's taxonomy places the organism in Eukaryota, Fungi, Ascomycota, Eurotiomycetes, Eurotiales, Aspergillaceae. The transcript has 4 exons. The record is from RefSeq and is a predicted model, not a curated record. Bases 109 to 342 code for a protein of 77 amino acids.